UCACCUGCUGUUCAUACGUCAUCCAAACGGAUCGCUCUGAUUGGCUAGCGGUCAUUCAAACCCCUCCCACCACAGCUCGGCUAACAGUCAGCAACAGCCUGCCACCAUCAGCAGGCAGAGCAGCGGGGUAAAAAUACUUAUCCAAGGAAGCGAGAGCCCGAAAAUGAGUCAGUACAAGGAGCGUUUCGUGGCUCUGCUCCACGAGAAGAACUUUGUGACAGAUCAGCUGGCUGUCCUAGAACAAAAAACGGGAGUGAAGAGGGAAUAUAUCGCCUCGGGUGGCCUGGGAUUAGUCGGACUGUACCUUCUCUUUGGAUAUGGAGCCUCGCUGCUCUGCAACCUGAUUGGCUUCAUUUAUCCUGCUUAUUUCUCCAUCAAGGCCAUCGAGAGCAACGUGAAGGAGGACGACACCCAGUGGCUCACCUACUGGGUGGUGUACGGCCUCUUCAGCAUCGCAGAGUCCUUUUCUGACAUCUUCCUGUCCUGGUUCCCAUUUUACUACGCUGGAAAGUGCCUGUUCCUGAUCUGGUGCAUGGCCCCUGUGAGCUGGAACGGCUCAGACAUCCUGUACAAACGUGCCAUUCGCCCCUUUUUCCUGAAGCACCAGGCCGCCAUGGACCGAGUGGUCAACGAUCUCACCAACAAAGCCAAGAACAUCACUGACACUGUAGCAAAGGAAGCUGUUAACAAGGCUCUAAACCAUGACAAAGACCAGUGAAGACGUCUGAGGAGUGUGAGUGCGAGAUAAAGUUUGUGUCUUUUCUUUUCUGUGAAGAUGGUGGAUUUCUGAGGCUUCACGGUCCUGAAAAUAAAGAAUAAAAACUGCUCAGCAACACCAUUUUACCUCUGUUGGUACUGGCAAUGACAAUUAAGUGAAAAUGUGACCUUUGUAUAGGAAUAACUUAUUUUUUUGGAAACACUAAUCAGGUACUUGAUAUUUUGAAUUUUCAGGUUUUCAACAAGCUGAGCCAAAAGUGACCCCAAAUGACACUUGAAUUGACAGGGUUGCCUUUAUUUUAACAUUUUUACCAUCUUUGUUAAAACAUUUUAACACUGCUGUGAAAUAGCCUUAUUAUUUCCAACUGUGCCAAGUAGCAUUGAAGGUCUGAGGGUUUAUGAAGGUUUCAUCUUUUAACUGGAAAGUCUAUGUCUUUUGUAUGUCUUAAUUUAUCGACUUAUUGUGCUAAUAAAAAUAACAAAACUGGAACUUGAAUAACUAAAGAA
This is a messenger RNA of Boleophthalmus pectinirostris (great blue-spotted mudskipper), 1224 nucleotides long. RefSeq names its product Receptor expression-enhancing protein 6-like. NCBI's taxonomy places the organism in Eukaryota, Metazoa, Chordata, Actinopteri, Gobiiformes, Gobiidae. The transcript is spliced from 6 exons. The record is from RefSeq and is a predicted model, not a curated record. Bases 164 to 718 code for a protein of 184 amino acids.